Molecule: messenger RNA, 6726 nt
Organism: Aquila chrysaetos chrysaetos
Lineage: Eukaryota; Metazoa; Chordata; Aves; Accipitriformes; Accipitridae
Gene: CFAP43
Product: cilia and flagella associated protein 43
Exons: 39
Coding region: 22-5142 (1706 amino acids)
Biological process (GO): cilium assembly; sperm axoneme assembly
Cellular component (GO): axoneme
Molecular function (GO): protein binding
Source: RefSeq, a predicted model, not a curated record
GCCGGUGGUGGGGUAAGGCGGAUGGAGGCGGCCGGUGAGGCCCGGAGCGCGGCCCCGGCCCCGGCCGAUGAGGAGCCUCGCGCCAAGGCCCCGGGGGACCGCCGCUGCUCCUCCUCGGCCGAGGAGGCUGCGCUGGAAGUGAGUUGGGUUCAGGGAUUUUCAAAGAAGAACUUUGGCUUUAUCAACAAUCAAACUGUCUGCUACCCCUGUGGCAAUUACAUCCUCUUCCUGAACAUUGAAACAAAGAAGACGACAGUGCUGCAGUGUCAGACUGGCCAGGUGGGAGCCUUUGCAGCGAAUAGGAACAGUCAAGUGCUCGCCUUUUCAGACCGGAAGCUGAAUCCCGUCAUAUAUAUCUACACUUUUCCAGAACUGAAUAAACUGGCAGAAUUAAAAGGUAAUGCUCAGCUGGACUACACCUUACUUGCAUUUAGUUUCACAGGCCCAUAUGUAGCCAGUUACUCUUCAAUCCCAGAAUUUGUUCUUUCAGUAUGGAACUGGCAAGAAAAUAUCCUCCUGUGCAGUGAGACUCAGCCAGGGGUAACAGCAACCUCUUUAACGUUUAAUCCUAUGAAUUGGCAACAGCUGUGUUUUGUUAAUGAGAGCUCCCUUACUAUCUGGCAUAUUGAAAGGAAUAAUGAUGAGCAUCACCUUAAGCAAAACCCUGUGAAACUCCCUGAUGGACAAGGGUCUGUGAGUCCUCGUAAGGAUUUGUUUUUCCCAGUUUCUCAUAGUGAAGAUCCAUAUUAUGGCCCUGAUUUGCCAGUUUCAGCAAUUGCUGGACUGGUAGGAGAUGAAGCAGAAACAUUCAUGCCUAGAAAUUAUAUUAAGCCUUCAGUGCAUCCUACUGCCCACUGCUGGACUGCAACCUCAGAAAUUUACGUGGGCUGUAAAGAAGGAUAUGUUUUGGCAAUUGAUGCUGAGACAUGCAGUGUUUCUGUUCUUCAACAAAAACCUCUGCCCGAAUACAUGCGUAAAAUAUCGGACGUGGUGUCAUAUGUUCGUAGAGAAGUACAGAAAAAGAAAGGUGGCAAACCAAAGGAUCUGCAAAAACCAGUUUUAUUUGCCAUGGCAUUUUGUAACGAGGGACUGUAUGCAGCUGGAAGUGAGGGCAUUUUAUUCUUUUAUCACGUCAAAGGUCUGCAGUAUGAGAUGAAAAUCUGUGCUGAUAUCUUACAACCCAUAUCCAGCCUCAUAUUCUCUCCUGAUUACACCAUACUUCUGCUUGUGACUGACCAGGGGACAGUCUAUACUUACAAACCUGCCCAGAGUGGAGAAGUUGUCAAACUCUUGGAUGCAUGCAGCAGUUGUUUUCUGGCAGCUGAUUUUCUUACUCCAGGGAACAAGUACUGUGUGUCUGUAACAAUUUCAGGUGAAGUACAAGUUUGGCUCCUGGAAGAUGGAACUUGCCUCAGCAAGCUAAACAUUGAUAUUGAGGCAACUGCUAUGGCUUGCUGCCCCUCCUCCAACAGUGUUGCUGUAGGGACCAAAAGAGGUCAAAUCUAUUUCCUUGAUGUUACCAAAGUUGAAGCUCCACGAGUUGUUCACAGAAUUUUUCUUUCCAAAUUUCCAGUGCUGUCUUUGCAUUAUGACCAGAGUGGCCAGUUCCUCAUCGCUAGAGCUACAGAAGGACAUAUCUUUAUUCUAGAUGCCCGGCCUUCAAAAUUAUUCCAAGUUCUUGGAUAUGUAGUGUUGGCAGAUGAAGUGCUGGAUCUUUCUGUAGCUUCUGACUUCAAGAAUGACUUAGUUGAAGUGGUGGUACUUCUUAAAGUAGCAGAGGUCCAGCGAGCAACACUGGAAAUUUUUUGUCUAUCUUCAGCACUCACAACAGAUAAUGAUAAGUAUGUUAAUGCACAAGGAAUGCUUAAUGCUAGUGCCAUUAAAAAGGAGCAGUAUGAUCUGGAUUACCCUUUGAGCUCAGCAGUCAGAUUGAAGGAUAACAUUGUGUAUGGCUACUGUACCUGUGCACCUUUCAUCUGUAAAUACCAUCUCUCUGAAGAGAAUAUGUUGGAAGAUCCAUCAGUAUUUUUAUCAGAAAAGAGGACUCCUAGCAAUCAGUUUGGACCAGGUUUCCUCUGUUUAUCACCCAACAGCCGGUGGCUGGCGUCAGCAGCAAAGGAUGGUGUUUUGUUCAUCUAUCAUACUUUUACUAUGGAUAUACUUGCUCAAAAGCAUUCUCACUCAUAUCAAGGAGGGGGAAUCAGAUCCGUGGUAUUUUCGCUGGACGGCAAAUUUAUCCUCGUUAAUGGCGAAAAUGAUGGUGCCCUGGUGUGUCUGAAAUGGAAGAAGAUAAAGAAAACUGAAGUUAAGGAAGCUGCUUUUCACUGGCAGUCUCUUCUUGCUAUACUGAACAAGCCUACUUUGAAUGAAAAUAUUGUUUUAAAAUCUAUGGCAGAAUGGCAGUUUGACCCAGAAUCCACAUCGGAAUCACUUCCAGAAGAGAAAUUUAAGGAGGCACCAGUUAAAUCUUCCAAUGUAGAGGUGACAGAAGAAGAUGGAAACAUCACCAGUUUGUAUUCAGCCAGUACCAAUGACAUGACAUGGAUAGGUCAGAAAAUAAAGAAGGUCAUUAGAGAAGAGACUCAGAGGUUUGCUAACCAGAAGAAAGAGCUGCAAAUGGGAAUUAAAAAGCUGCGUAAAACUAUUCAGAAGAUGAUGCUUGAAAAUGAACAGGUGCCCGACAUUGAGAAACUGGAGCAGCACGAGUUCAACCUGGAUAUUGAGGAACAGGAGAGAGCACAAGCAGAGGCUGAACGAGAAGUGGCCAGGGCAAGGAAGGAAAUUGAAAUGGAGAAUUUAGCCAACCGCUAUUUGCAGGAUGUCAUCAAACAUGAGUGCUGGGAUGCUAUGUGUGUAAAAGGACGUGCAGUUAAGUGCUUCCGUAUGGCUUGUGAAGUGAAGAAUUAUCCACUGAAGGGACACAGUGAAGAAGAGCUGGAAACUUUGGAGAAAGUUCUUCGGUUAAAGAAGAUUGAGACAGCUGAUCUUAAGGUUCAGAAGAAAAAUCUUGAGACUGAGUCUGAGACUGUAUUACCUAAGGAAGAAGGAGAGAAGGCAGAAGAAGCAAUGGCUGAUGAUAGUGCAUCUGACUGCCUGAUUGGAAGUCUGAGCUCUCAGUAUGGUGGAGACACAUCUAUCCUAUACCACCAAUGGGACUUGCACACCAGGGAGCAGAAAGUCAAUCAGAUAGUAUUACUGAAGGACAUCAUUUACAAAGUGAAAACUGCUUUUAAUAAGGAAUUUGACAUAGUUGCACAACAAAAGGAGCAGGAGAUAGCACGAGUGAAAGAAAGAAACCUGAGGAUCCGAGAAAUCUUGGCACAACUUGACCUCCAAGUGGAAGUGUGGGAGCCAGCUCUUACAGAUGAUGAGAUACCAGAGCAAGCACUCACUGUUCAGGAUUCAGAGAUUAAAGUUGAAAAAUACUUGACUCAACAAGAGAGAGAGAAAGCAGAAAUGCUGGCUAAGCUUGAAAUGGAAAGACACCUUGCUGCUAUGGACAAUGAAAGACUGCGUGCUCUUAAUGACAUGAUGGGUGGAGUGCUAGAAAUAAAAAAGGAAGACAUCUUGAAAAUGGAUAUUCCUCCACCUCCUUUUAUAUCCAAGCCUGAGCAUGUUUGGAGUGAUGAAGAAAAGAAAAUAUUUAGAGAACAUGAGAAAAAAGUCAAGCAGCUGAAUGAAGAAAAAGAAAAUUAUAGAAGGGCACUGGAAAAUGAAUUGAAGAAACUUGAAGCUUCCAUCCAGGAAACAACACAAAAUUUUGAUGAGACUGUGUGCAAACUCUCUGAAAGGAAAGUGAAAAUAGAGAUGGUCAUCUAUCAGGAAGAACUCAAAAUAGUCAAUCUCAUUUAUGCUUUACUGUUGGAUGAAGAGUUGGACACUAGAGAAGUUGGACUUCAUAAUUUCCUUAUGAAAAAGGAGAAAGACAAAGUCAAGACUGCAAGAACAAUUCAGACUACAAAAAAUAAAAUUGAAGCUUACAUAGACACCUAUGAAAAUGCAAUUGUUGAAGAGAAGAAUCUGGAAUGUGGUUUUACAAAGGAGUUUGCUGAUGUACCGGCGAAUCUCUUUGAUGAACUUUUCCAACUUUACAAACAUCGACCAAAGACCCCAAUGACAGAAAUACUCCAUGACACAGCUAACCCGUAUGGGGAUGGUUCAGGCUCAGCUGAAGAUUACAAAGAUGCACUUACCCUUUUAAUGAAAGCCAUGGACAAACUGGAUAGUCCUGAGCACAUGCCUAAUGGCUUAGACCUGCCUAUGUGGGAACAUUUUUGUCUAGCUAGACGAAAUAAAAUGGAGAGUGAGGAGCUGGUGAAAUGGAUGGCCCUAACACUGGCAGAGAUGCAGGCCUUUCUCCAGAGAAGAAUGGAUGACAAUGAGAAGAUUAAGUCAGAAAUAGAAGACAUUUUCCAAGAACUCACUUGGCUGCAGGAGGAGAAGAUGAAACUUCAAUUGAAUUUGACUGUCCAGUUUUUGUUAAAACAAGGACAGGUAGAAUUGGAAAGUACUGAGAUCCCAGACUACAGUGAUGCCAUUCUUAUUAAUAAGAGUGUUAUUGAAGAACUGAAUUGCUCUAUCAUGGCUCAAGGACAAAAAAAAAUUGCUAGCAUGGUGGAAUGUAAAGAAUUCUCUAAAGGGAUAUUUCAGCUGGAAUGGGAACACAAGAAAAUGAGAAUGCAGAUAGACGAUCUGAAACAGAAGGCUCGGGAUAUUGUAACACUACCUAUUUCAAAAGAUCGCCAGCUAUUCCUCACUGUGCUGAACUACGACAGCCGCAUCGCCCACCACAUUUCAGUGAUGGAGGAGACUCUUGGCAUCAUGGAUAAGCUGCACAAGAAGAAUGUGAAGAACCGUCAGAAAAGAAUUAAAGAGUUGGAGAAGUGCAUCAGUUUAAAAGAGGAAGCAAACUACGAGCUCAGCCUGGAGCUGAAAGAAAUGCUUGUCUCUGUUUCAGAAAGGAGGCAUAUCUUUGAGGCAGCUGACACACGGCAUGUUUCUGAAAAGAUUGCAAAGCAGCGUUACCGAGAGAUUUUGAAGCAGAAACACCUACGGGGUCUUGUAAAGGAACAGGAAGAACAGUUUGAAAUUCUUCAGGCAGAAGUUGAAAGGCUGAAAUCAAGAACAUUUCCUAUUCUUUAAAAAUCAGAGUCCAGGUAGAUGUAUAAUACCAUGGUUUUUCUAAGAAAAAAAGCUUGGACGUCUACCUUUUGUCCCUGAACUUUUCUUUCCACAAACAAUUUCUUCUGUAACUGCUUUAAAAACAACUUCAGUUUGAAGGAUGCAUGUUUGUCUGUUUUGUACAUUUUAUACCUAGUCUUAUCCCCAUCACAUUUCAGUUCAUGUUUGAUUAUAUAAACCAUAUAGCUCAUUACAUAAAACAAAGGGUACAAGAAAAUGUAGACUGAUAGAAGAACCAGUGUAUUUGUGUACCCUUAGUCUGCAAUAUGCAAUUAUAGAACAUUUUGAAGGUAAAGUACUGCAAGAAAUCUAUGAAUUUGCAUCUGCUAAAAUUCAUGUCUGUGGCUUUGACUUCGUUUUGCUUUUUAAAAUAUAUUUACACCUGUGAUGGCACAGGUGUAGGUUGCUGAGAAGAUGAAGGUAUGCUUCAACACGACCAUGUGUGCUACCUGGCCCAGUCCUGAAAGCUGCUGCACCUUAUGAUAGCAUUAUUACCCACAGCCACCAGUAGCUGUGGCUGCUUCCACUGGCAGAAUCAUAGGAAAAUGAGGUUUGGAAGCAUCUGGCCUCCUGAAAUAGUUGCUGCUAUCUCCCACCCCUUUGCAUUGAUAUGCAGUAUAUUCUCCUGCCAGAUCUCUCCAAGACAACUAAGAAAGAUAAAGAACCCUUCAUAAAAUUAACUACUGCUGGAGACUGAUCUACCUACUCAGGUAUUCUCACCGAUUUUUAUUUCCCUCUUCCAUGGUGUGUUGAUUCUUCUCCUCCUUUCAUAAAUUCACAUAAAAUCUAAACUCAUUCCAGUGCGAGACCAUUAAUAGCUUUUUUAACAAAAUUCUACACUUGUAAGUAAAACUACUUCUGUUGUGAUCUUGUACACAACCUCCUUACAGCUGUACACCACCUCCUUUUUUGCUUUAUCAUCUCUAACUGGGGUCUGUAAGGAUUCUAAUUAUAUCUUCAUUCUUCUUACAAGACUUUUUUCUUCCUGCUGAAACUUCCCUAGAAGCAGCAGAGUUCCAAAUUUGCCAAGGAUCCCUAGGGGAGAGAACCACCCCCUUCACCAGGCACCAUCAUCUUUUUUUACUAAGCUAAGAGGCAGAAGAAAUAGUGUCUUAAUACUGAAACUACGAUUAGGUUGUUCUUCAUUAAUUUGCUGUGGACAGCAAGUCAGUAUUCUUAAGAGCAAGUUGUGGGUACAAAUUUAAGUCUAAUGAGCCCUAUCAAUGUUAAAAGGGUCCGUAUGAUCUCUGAUUUUCUUUCCCUUAUGAGAAUAAAGGCAGACAGAAGUCACCACGCUAUAUGCACAGACCAUGAUGAGUAAAUAAGUAAUUUCAAGUUAAGAUAAAAAAAAAAAAAAAAAUUUUAAAAAGGCAACAUUUAUUGGAGGAUAAAUGAAAUGCUUAAGUUUGAUUCAGCUUUAGGAUGCUGUAGUUGAAGCACUCCCAUUAGACAAGGCCAUGUUUUUCUUAUUUAUUUAAAGAGAGAAAACACCUUGGCUCUCACAUGAAGUAGUAGAGUAGACAGAUGUUGGUUGCAAUUUUCUUG